Drosophila sulfurigaster albostrigata is the source of this 1373-nucleotide messenger RNA. RefSeq lists its product as uncharacterized. Bases 224 to 1279 code for a protein of 351 amino acids. Gene Ontology annotation, molecular function: serine-type endopeptidase activity. The record is from RefSeq and is a predicted model, not a curated record. Lineage: Eukaryota; Metazoa; Arthropoda; Insecta; Diptera; Drosophilidae. The transcript has a single exon. Gene Ontology annotation, biological process: proteolysis.
CUAAGCCAAAGUUAAAUUUGUUUUGGCCUCAGUCUAUGACUAUAUUUAGCCAUUGUUGACGCAGUGCAGCACGUCAUUUGGUAGGCAAGGCCCCCAUGUUUAAGCAAUUCCCAACUCUAUUAUGAUCGCAGUUAUUUGCACAAAUGUUUUAGUGCCAAAAAUGCGAAAUGCUAAAGCAUAAAAGCCUAGCCAAGGUUGAGUCCACAUACAUUUCGCUGCUAAGAUGCGUUGCCACUGGUUAUGUCUACUAUUUUUCGUGCUGCUGCUCGAUCAGCUAGCUCGACAGUCCGAGGCACAGAGGACAAGACGUCGCUCCAAUAGCAAUGAGGUGACAUCACGCACCAGCACGAGCACUCGAAGAUCGGCGGUGCAGUCGCGCAUUGUCAGCGGCACUUCCAGCUCGAGUUCGAGCAAUCGUCGCAAUCGACGAAGCCGCAGCGGCAGACGCAAGAGGAGCCUCAAUAGCAGGAGCAGCCGUAACAAGAGCAGAAGCGGAAGGACCUCUCGAAAUCGCAAUCGUAGAAGCAGUAGCUCCUCAUCCUCUACCUCCUCCCCGAGCAGCGUCUCGUCGCGCAUCGUCGACAACAGCGUCCAGGCUCGCAUCGUUGAUGGAUCCUCCACGUCCAUCAGCAAAAUGCCGUACCUGGUCCAAGUGCAUCGUGGCUCCGAUGCUCUGUGCGGUGGCUCACUCAUUGAAACCAAUUGGGUACUCACUGCUGGUCACUGUGUCCAUGGCUACAGUGCCUCCGAUUUCUAUGUGGUUGCUGGCACCUCGACGCUCAAUGGCACCGAUGGUGUCUCGUCUAGCGUCAGCUACGCUGCUGUGGCGCCAAAAUUCACCACCAAGAAGAUGAACAUGGAUGCUGCGCUACUCAAGUUGGACACAGCUUUGUCAGGAACAAAUGUGGCAACCAUUUCCAUGGCCACUCACCGUCCUAAGGCGGGAGCUUCCUUGCUCAUUGGUGGUUGGGGUGCCACCAAAGAGGGCGGUAGUGCGGUGAAGCACUUGAGAUCCACUCGAGUUACGGUCGUCAAACAGAGCAAAUGCAAGAAGGACUACAAAGGUUCGUCGGCCAUCACAAAGUACAUGUUCUGUGCCGGCGGCAAUCACAAGGACACAUGCAGUGGCGACUCUGGUGGCUCGGUGGUUAAGAAUAAGAAACUCUUUGGCAUCACUUCCUUUGGCUUGGGCUGUGCCAGAGCCAACUAUCCGGGUGUCUACACCAAUGUGGCCGCCAUACGCAGUUGGGUCAACACAACAAUUGCUGAUAAUUCGUAAAGUUUGCGUACAAUUGUUGUUAAAAGCUACUUUAAUGAAGCGCGAGAGAUUGCAGUUAAUUAAUUAUUGAUAAUUCCUAAAGUCACCUCACUAC